Molecule: messenger RNA, 1152 nt
Organism: Diplodia corticola
Lineage: Eukaryota; Fungi; Ascomycota; Dothideomycetes; Botryosphaeriales; Botryosphaeriaceae
Exons: 2
Coding region: 1-1152 (383 amino acids)
Source: RefSeq, a predicted model, not a curated record
AUGAGAGGCGCUCUUUCCUAUCCACCUGCCUCCACAAACCGUCCCUUCCACCCUGCCAACCAAACACCAAACCCCAAACCCCAAACCCUCCGCACCCACGACCUGACCGCUCGCAACAGCGCGCUUGCCACCUCAGCCAUGGAUAUGCCACCGAGGCGGAUACGACAUGCGGAAAAACACAUGCUGAACCUUCCUCGGGAGGUUCGUGACUUGAUCCUGAAGAGUUUCAUUUCGCUCUGCUGGGAGAAUUAUCCGCUCUUCGACAACUGGCCAAACGGCGAACGCAUAGCCAAGGCGCAGUUACAUCACGUUGUCGGCCCCUAUGCCGAUAACACCGGCGUUAGGAACCUACUUCUCGUCAACAAGCAGCUCUGCACCGAGCUUCGAGAGACUCUGACAAAGCACACCCAACAGACUCUGAAAGUUACAUAUCCCGACUUCAACGAUGUUCUACUCUCUGACUGGCUAAACAGCAACCUUCUGAAGCGCGAGUGGAGUCCGCCCAUGUCUGCUGCCUACUACGCCAGCCUCAGGCACGUCGAGGUGCAGGUAGACAUGGGCGACUUACGGCUAGCUCCCUUGUCAUUCAACGCCAGCACCACCGUCUUCACGGCAUACGCCCAAGAUGUUUUCAGAGCCUUUCCUGCACUUACAAGCCUUGCCAUGACGCUUGUUUUGAAGAGCUUCGACGACGUGUACAGCUCGACCCCGGCAGUUACGGUGUUGAGAAGACGUUUUGUAGACAACUUCCUGAGCUACAAAUUCAGCCCAUUCGGCUAUCGACUUCGUGGAAGAGGCGUCUUCACCAAGUCAGUCAUCAGCAAGGACACUUUGCCGGCCCUUGCCCUUCAUGUUCAAGUCGACGGGUUCAAGGAGCAACAGCCAUUCGUUGUCUCACGCAUUGACCGUGACCCGAGGUUUGACAUAUGUUGGAAGCUGGCUCUUGACCGUGCGCUCGCGUCCGCGUUUGAGGGCAAACACAUCUUUGUACAGGAGAUCAGCGUGUACGAAGAACGCUUUCGGAAGCUCAAGCUAGUCUAUGCCGCGUGGGAGCGGCAUGGACAGCCGGGAGGAAGGGAGUUCUGGAGACGAAUGGUUUGGGAGGUGGCCGAGGAGGCCGUAGAGGACAUACGUCAUCUAUUCGAGCAGUAG